CCUCUCUCUAUUUUCGGAAGUGAAAUCAGCCGAAUUGUGCGGGGAUUUGGCGGCUGACUACGGUGUGUGAUUGUGUAUUUUGGGCGGUGUUGUUUGGGCAGUGAAAGACUGGGUGGCAGAAUUCGCACAAGGGGCUGUGACAACGGCCUACGGUGGCGUGAGGUUUGUGCCACUGUAUUUUCCGGCGGUGAUGUCUUGGCUGUGGAGUGGUGGCGGGACUGACAGUUAAAAGAGGAGUGGUGGUCAAUUGACGGUGGUUUUGGUGAAGAAAGGACAGUGCAAUUUGAUCCCCCUCCCUAUGUUUCGAUCAUCCAGGUCAAUUUGAAGAAUUCAAUUUUUUUAUUUAGGCACCCAUGUUUUCUACAAGUAUAUAUAUACCAAUCUGCCCCUUCGCCGUAAAUCAUUCGUUCAAAAUUCCCCGGGAAUGAAUGCAUCGUUUCAAAUUUUGGAGCGAAUAAAGCAAUGCAGCAAGCUUCGGCUCUCAAUCCAAGGCAAGAGUCUUCACGCCUUUGUCAUCAAAACUGGCUUAGACCAGCAUCUACCCCUCUAUCCCAACGCGCUCAUAGACAUGUAUGGCAAAUGCGGUCAUCUGAAACACGCCGUCAAACUGUUCGACGAAAUGCCGGACCGAGAUUUAGUCUCUUGGGCAUCAAUUUUCACCGCGCACAAUCAAGCCAACUUCCCCCGGCAAACCCUCUUCUUGUUCUCCCGUAUGUUGUCUAGGGAUGGUCUCCAACCGGACCAUUUCAUCUUCGCGAGUCUCGUUAAGGCUUGCGCUUGUUUGUCCGCCUCGAAACUUGGUCAACAGCUGCAUGCCCAGUUUGUCCUAUCGCGUUUUUCUGAUGACGACGUUGUUAAGUCAUCCCUAGUUGAUUUUUACGCAAAAUGUGGAUUGCCCGAUCAAGCUAGUAAAGUAUUCCACUCAAUUGUGUCUAAGAAUGUGGUUUCUUGGACUAGCUUGGUAUACGGCUACGCAAGGAUUGGAAGGAAAAACGAAGCCCUCGAGCUUUUACAUGACAUGCCUUGCAAAAAUGUUCAAUCUUGGACUGCUCUGAUAUCAGGCUUUGUGCAAGGUGGGCAUUGCACAGAGUCCUUUCGGCUUUUUAAUCAACUGAGAAGUGAAGGAAUCGAUAUUGAGGAACCGUUUGUUCUUUCGAUUUUGAUUGUCGGUUCGUCUAGUUUAGCCAUGUUAGAACUCGGAAAGCAACUUCAUAAGUUAGUCUUAGGUUUUGGAUACGAGUCCAACUUAUACGUCAGUAACGCAUUGAUUGAUAUGUAUGCUAAAUGCAGUGACGUAUUAUCCGCAGAGAAGAUUUUUGGUAGUUUGAGGGAAAGAGAUGUUGUUUCAUGGACCUCUAUUAUAGUUGGGAUGGCACAGCACGGGCGAGCAAACGAAGCACUGUCGUUGUACGACGACAUGACUAAAGCUGGUUCGAGACCAAAUGAAGUGACAUUUACUGGGCUAAUAUACGCAUGCAGUCAUGUCGGAUUAGUCGAGAAAGGCAGGCAGAUUUUCGAAUCCAUGAUUGCGGAUUACGGGUUAAGCCCGUCUCUCCAGCAUUACACAUGCUUAGUGGAUCUCUACAGUCGAGCAAGGCAUAUUGAAGAGGCUGAGAAUGUGCUAAACACAAUGCCGUUCAAGCCCGACGAAGCUGCAUGGGCUGCUUUAUUGAGUGCAUGUAGUAGUCAAGCUGGGAAAAACGAGACAGGGGUUCGAAUUGCGAAUCACUUGCUCCAGUUAGGAGUAGAAGACCCCUCGACGUGUGUAUUGAUGUCUAAAAUUUACGCAAGUGCCACUAUGUGGGAGAGUGUGUCUACUGUGAGAAGAUUGAUGACUGGUAUGGAGUCGAAGAAGAAACCUGGAUACAGCUGCGUUGACUUGGGAAAGGAGAAUGAAGUUUUUUAUGCGGGCGAGACGACGCGGCAUCUUAUGAAAGACGAGAUUGUGGAUUUAUUAAAGGAGUUGGAUUCGGAAAUGAGGAAGAGAGGUUAUAAACCGGACACGUCUUUGGUUUUGCACGAUAUGGGAGAGGAGGAGAAGGAGAGGCAGCUGUUUUGGCAUAGUGAGAGAUUGGCUGUUGCAUAUGGGCUGCUUAAAUCUGCUCGUGGUGCGCCUAUACGUAUAAUCAAGAAUCUGCGUGUAUGCGGCGAUUGUCACACUGUUCUGAAGUUGGUGUGCAGCAUUGUCGGUAGAGAAAUCGUUGUUAGAGAUGCGAAUAGAUUCCAUCAUUUUAAGGACGGAGCGUGCUCUUGUCGUGACUUUUGGUAGUAAUUAAUGCGACUUCUCAAUGACGAGAGCGUGUCGUAUUUGUGAUAUGGUACGAUUUAAUUUAAAUAUAAGCUGCUUAUUUUUUCAGUUGCAACUAUGUUUA
This is a messenger RNA of Erythranthe guttata (spotted monkey flower), 2372 nucleotides long. Lineage: Eukaryota; Viridiplantae; Streptophyta; Magnoliopsida; Lamiales; Phrymaceae. The record is from RefSeq and is a predicted model, not a curated record.